Molecule: messenger RNA, 894 nt
Organism: Grosmannia clavigera kw1407
Lineage: Eukaryota; Fungi; Ascomycota; Sordariomycetes; Ophiostomatales; Ophiostomataceae
Exons: 2
Coding region: 1-894 (297 amino acids)
Source: RefSeq, a predicted model, not a curated record
AUGUUCCCCCCUACUGAAAGCAAAAGAGAAUGCAGGCGUAAGAAGGACGCUGAGCGCUGGCCUUUCUGUUCCGAUGCCUUCAUGAUUGGGCCCCCUAGCUGUACACUGAACGAUCUGCGCAGACCGCGACUGCGGAAGUGCCCAUUCGACAUCGGCAGUACCACCUGGAUCAAGCCUCUUGGAGGUGGUCUUGACGGCUAUUGCUGGAAAGUAAUGUUUGGGAAUGAGGGGCCAUAUGUGAUCAAGCUUUUCUGGGACAGGGAGCAAAGAUCUAGAGCUAGCUUUGCCUCGAAGCUUGAAUGCCGCAACGCCGCGCUUCUCCAGAUGAUGCAAACUGCGGUCGAGGAUGGAAAGGCGGUGGGCAUGCCCGUUUUGCUGAACCACAGAGCCAGAGCCUGGGUCGAAGCCAUUCAGAACAUUGAAUCCUUCUCGGUUGAAGAACGCCAAGACUCCGAGGCCCGCAUCAAGAGGGCAGCAGAACUGGACAUUAAACUACGCCCUUUUCUGUCCGUUCCACGCCUACGCAAAUGCUACGGCUGGUUGUCUAUCUCUGGCGAGAUCCUUGCUGGAUUACCUCAGCAACUUCGCCCACCGGACGCUGAGAUCAAGUGCAGAAGCACAAGAUGGCCGAACUGGGCCGAAGGCCCCGAUACAGAUUACAUGGCCAUCGUAUACGAGUACGUGGAGGAGGCCCCCAAUAGCCCAGCCGCAGUCCAGGAAGUGGUGGAUUUUCUCCAUCUCGCCGGCUUUACCAACACGUUGUCUCCCUGGACACGCAACUGGCAAGGCAGUGUGCUCCUGGAUAUAUUGGCCAUCGCUUCUCCGUACGAAUGGGCUUGGCGUACCGAUAAUUAUAUAAGGCUCAUCAAAGCGGAAUGGAUGCUGAGGACUUGA